Microplitis mediator is the source of this 4846-nucleotide messenger RNA. RefSeq names its product clustered mitochondria protein homolog (gene clu). Gene Ontology annotation, biological process: intracellular distribution of mitochondria. NCBI's taxonomy places the organism in Eukaryota, Metazoa, Arthropoda, Insecta, Hymenoptera, Braconidae. The transcript is spliced from 3 exons. Gene Ontology annotation, cellular component: cytoplasm. Gene Ontology annotation, molecular function: mRNA binding; protein binding. The coding region runs from base 602 to 4735 and encodes 1377 amino acids. The record is from RefSeq and is a predicted model, not a curated record.
CGCUUACAGAACAAAGACACCAGCAAACCAGCCGAACCAACGAACGAAGGAACAAUGAAAUGGAUAUAAAUGAGAGAGAUGGUGGUGGUUUUCCAGACCUAGAGCACACAUGUAACCAAGAGAGAUAGAAGAUCCUCAGACACACAGACAAAGCACACAAUCAAGUACCAGUAGUUGAAGACGAAGAAGAAGAAGAAGAAAAAGUAGAUACUAAAACGAACCAACAGAAUAGAAGAGCAAGUGAAUGAGCAAGUUUGGUUCGAUUUACCGUCUAGUUCAAAGUAACACCAGCACUAGCAGCAGCAGUAGUACCAGAGUCACCAGAGCCACCAGAGCACACCAGCACCGGCAGCACCAGAGACACCAGAGUAGACUGGAUCAUACCAGAGAGGCUAAUUCACACACUCUUCGCGGCCUCGUUGCCGUGCUUUUCACCAAUUAUUCAGUCCAUUAUAUUUUUAAGUGUUUAAAUUAUAUUUUAUAAUUACACAACUCUUACAAUAAACCAAAGUUAUAUUAAAUAUCAUAACAACCAUAUAAAUAAUAAUUAUUGUGGUGACAAAGUUGUUUGAAUAAAUACAACGAGAGUUUUAAGUGGGACAUGGGUCUUGAGUCUCAAGUUGAAGCAAACGGCAAGGAUGGAGCCGUGCAAAUUAAUCCAAUGGUUAAUGGAAAAGACAAGCGCGAAGAUGACGAACAACAAGAUAAUGAAGCGAAUGGAAGUAAUUCCAGCGAUAAUAUUUUGGAAAAAGGUGAAGUAGAGGCUACAAAGGAAGGUGAAAAGGAAAAGGAAAAAGAUAAAGAUGAUAAAGAAAAGGAUGCUGAUGAUAAGGAGAAAGAUGGUGAACAAGAAGUUGUUUUUAUACAGGAUAUGGGUUUUACGGUUAAAAUUGUCAGUCCCGGUGGUGAACCUUUUGAUAUUCAGGUAUCGAGUAUGGAAUUGGUACAGGAAAUUCAUCAAUUACUUAUGGACCGCGAGGACACAUGCCAUCGUACAUGUUUUUCUCUUCAACUUGACGGCAAUACGUUGGAUAAUUUUGCAGAAUUAAAAAAUAUUGAAGGUCUCAAAGAAGGGUCAAUUAUCAAGGUCGUUGAGGAACCGUACACUAUGCGCGAAGCACGUAUACAUGUAAGACAUGUUCGUGAUUUACUAAAAUCUGUUGAUCCGGCAGACGCUUAUAAUGGAGUAGAAUGUAGUAGUUUGUCUUUUUUAAACGUCGUUACCAAUGGAGAUAUUAUGGAAAAGAAAAAAACACGAACAGAUGCUAUCGAUUGUACCCCACCAGAUUAUAUUAUACCAGGAUCUAAAGAAAGGCCUCUUUUACCUCUUCAACCUCAAGCUAAAGAACAAAAAUGUCCGCCAUGUUUGAAGGUUUUAACAACGUCCGGUUGGAAUCCACCGCCAGGUUACAGAAAAUUACAUGGAGAUUUAAUGUAUCUACAGGUGAUUACAUUAGAAGAUAAGCAGUAUUACGUAACUGCGUGCGCGCGUGGUUUUUUUGUAAACCAGUCAUCAAAAGAAACAUUUAAUCCAAAACCAGCGACACCAAGUCAUUUAUGUCAUAGUUUAAUUGAAUUAUUAAAUCAAUUAAGUCCGGCAUUUAAACGUGGAUUUGCAGCAAUGCAACGACGAAGAACUCAACGUCAUCCAUUUGAAAGAGUUGCAACCCCUUAUCAGCUUUAUGCCUGGUGUGCACCACAAACGGAGCACACUAUUGAUGCUAUUAGAGCAGAAGAUACAUUUUCAGCAAAACUUGGUUACGAAGAGCAUAUACCAGGACAAACACGUGAUUGGAAUGAAGAAUUACAAACAACAAGAGAAUUACCACGUAAAAAUUUACCAGAAAGACUGUUACGAGAACGUGCCAUAUUUAAAGUACACAGUGAUUUUGUUGCUGCAGCAACACGUGGUGCUGUUGCUGUUAUUGAUGGUAAUGUUAUGGCUAUUAAUCCUGGUGAAGAAGCAAAAAUGCAAAUGUUUAUAUGGAAUAAUAUAUUUUUUUCACUUGGUUUUGAUGUACGUGAUCAUUAUAAAGAACUUGGUGGUGAUGCUGCAGCAUUUGUUGCACCACGUAAUGAUCUUCAGGGUGUACGUGUUUAUGCUGCUGUUGAUUUACCAGGUCUUUAUACAUUAGGUACUGUUGUUAUUGAUUAUCGUGGUUAUCGUGUUACUGCUCAAUCAAUAAUACCUGGAAUACUUGAACGUGAACAAGAGCAAUCAGUUGUCUAUGGAUCUAUUGAUUUCGGUAAAACAGUAUUGACUCAUCCAAAAUAUCUUGAAUUAUUGAAUAAAGCUGGACAACAAUUAAAAAUUUUACCCCAUAAAGUUAUAAAUGAUGCUAAUGAAGAAAUUGAAUUAUGCAGUAGCGUUGAAUGUAAAGGAAUUAUUGGUAAUGAUUCACGUCAUUAUGUUUUAGAUUUAUUACGGACAUUUCCACCAGAUGUUAAUUUUUUAAAACUUGAUGGGGUUGAAUUAACUAAAGAAGCACGUGCUCUUGGUUUUCCAAUAGAACAUAAACAUCGAUUAGCUUGUUUAAGACAAGAAUUAAUUGAUUCAUUUGUUGAAGCUCGUUAUGUUCAAUUUAUAAAACAUGCUGCUUCACAUCUUCAACGAUUAACAUCAUCACGAUUAUCACAGCAAAUGGAAAAAGAAGUUAAUGGUGAUAAAGAUGAUAAUGAUAAAGAAAUAAAAACAAAUAAAAAAGAUAACAGUGAAUCUGUUAGUACUGUGGUUGUUGAUAGUAAUAAAGAAAAUUCAGAUCAAUCAAAUAUUGAAGCUGAUGAAGCAAAAAAAAUAGUUGAAAGUAUUACAGAUUCAAUAACUGGCGGUGAAAAACAAGAACUCGAAGAAAGUACUAAAGAAAUAGUACGUAAAGCUGCUGCGGCUGUUGGAAGUCUUCGUGAGGCUGAAUUUGAUGUUAAAUUUAAUCCAGAUGUUUAUUCACCAGGUGUACGUCAUCCAGAUAAAAAUGGUGAAGCUUUAAAAAAACAACGUCAAUUAGUACGUGAUGCUGCUGAUUUUCUACUUACUGUUCAAUUGCCAACAUUUAUUCGUGAAUGUUUAGAUCAUACUGCCGCGGCAACUGAUGGUAGUACUUUAGUUGAAGCACUACAUGGUCGUGGUAUUAAUGUUCGUUAUCUUGGUAAAUUAGCAGCAAUGCUGUCAAAAGUAUCACAAUUAAAAUAUUUACAUCGUAUUUCAGUAUCUGAAUUAAUAUUAAGAUCAGCAAAGCAUAUAUUUACAUCAUAUAUGCAGGGAACAGAAUUAAUGAGUCUUUCAGCGGCAAUAAGUCAUUUUCUUAACUGUUUAUUAUCAUCAGCACAACUUAGUCAUCCACAAUUAAAUUUAGAAGAAUUACAAAGUAAAACAGCUAAACGACGUAAUAAACGUAAAGGAAGAAAUAAUGGACCACAUCAAUCAGAAGUUGAAUGGGCAAGUUUGACACCUAAAUCACUUUGGCAACAAAUAAAAUCAGAUUUAAAAAGUUAUUAUGAUUGGGAAACACCAGCUCCAGAAUCAUUAGAUGCUACUAUUGAAUAUUUUAAUUUACAAAAAAUUUCUUUACUUCGUGGUUUUAGCAUUAAAACUGGUAUACAAAUAUUAUUACGUGAAUAUAAUUUUGAAAAUAAAAAUCGUGCAACAUUUUUUGAAGAAGAUAUAUUGAAUAUAUUUCCAGUAGUUAAACAUAUUAAUCCACGUGCCAGUGAUGCCUACAAUUUUUAUACUACUGGACAGAGUAAAAUUCAACAGGGAUAUUUAAAAGAUGGUUAUGAAUUGAUAAGUGAAGCACUAAAUUUAUUAAACAAUGUUUAUGGCGCAAUGCAUCCUGAAAUAGCACAAUGUUUACGUAUGUUAGCUAGAUUAAACUAUAUUAUGGGUGAUCAUGCUGAAGCACUGGCAACUCAGCAAAAAGCUGUACUUAUGUCUGAACGUGUAAGUGGAAUCGAUCAUCCUUACACUAUCACCGAGUACAUUCAUUUGGCGUUAUAUUCAUUUGCCAACGGACAAGUAUCAGUAUCACUAAGACUUCUUUAUCGAGCUCGCUAUCUAGCUUUACUUGUUUGUGGUGAAGAUCAUCCUGAGGUAGCACUUAUUGACAGCAAUAUUUCAUUGAUACUCCAUGCUGUUGGAGAAUAUGAACUUUCAUUACGUUUUCUUGAACAUGCAUUGGCAUUAAAUUUACGUUAUCAUGGACCACAUUCAUUAAAAGUUGCUGUUUCUUAUCAUUUGGUAGCAAGAACUCAGUCAUGUAUGGGAGAUUUUCGCGCAGCACUUAACAAUGAAAAAGAAACAUACGCUAUUUACAAGCAUCAAUUGGGUGAAGAGCAUGAAAAAACAAAAGAAAGCAGUGAUUGUCUGAGACAUUUAACUCAACAAGCAGUAGUACUGCAAAAAAAAAUGAAUGAAUUGUAUACUGGAAAAUCAAGUCUUAGUUUACCACCAAUUCAAAUUCAACCACCCAGUAUGGGAUCUGUUUUAGAUUUGCUAAAUGUUAUUAAUGGAAUUUUAUUUGUUCAAAUUAGUCAGCAAGAUAUUGAAAACUUAAAAGCUGAAAUUGAAAAACGACAAAAAGAACAGAUACCUGAAAAUGACAUUAAACGUCAAGAUAGCAAGAGUUCUUCACCACCAAUGAUUAAUGAGACCGAUAAAAUACUCGCCAUUACUCAAGACACUUGCACAAAUAGUGUAGAAAAUAACAAAGAGACCAGAAAGUCAAUAACUACGGACAGUUGAAUUAAUUUACAUAAAUAACAUUUUUUUCGUAUCACUUUAUUUUUUACUCCUCUAUACUGUUAGAAAUCAACUGUCCUUUUUUCAACAGACAAAAAAAAAAGAAGAGACAAA